Messenger RNA from Amoebophrya sp. A25, 5532 nucleotides. Lineage: Eukaryota; Dinophyceae; Syndiniales; Amoebophryaceae. The record is from the annotation of a GenBank genome assembly.
AGUUGUUUUGGAUGGAGAGUGCCUGCUCCAGGAUUCAAUAAAGAGUGGACAUUGAUGCGUGCACAAAUGUCUCUAGGCCCCAUGGAAACCUGAAGGACGCCGCACCGCAGAUUCGCCUGAAGUGCUGCAGCUGUUUAUCGUUGCUACAGGUUCUUACCAACGACGUCUCUUGCAAGAGGCGUGGCUGACGCUGAGAUAACGACUAAAAUAGCCUUACUAGGACGUCUACGCACAGAUUAGUACGACUAGGAUCGCACCGUUGAUUCCUCGUAUGGCAUACACCUGAUUAACGGCUCCGCAUGUGGAUUCCUAUCCGUAGACGAAGCGACGAUGUCGAAUGUUAGCAAAGCGUUGGAAGGCCUCGAAGGAGAGGCGCGGUCACGCAAGAUUCAGGAGCUGUAUCCCCGAGAAUGGGCGAUAUUUCGCCAAAUUGAUGUGAACAGCGAUGGCUACGUGUGCGAGAGCGAGCUGGCCCUAAUGUGCCGCCAAGUAGGAAUACACCCUAUGGUGUCCAGGGACAUCGCACGCCAACUCUUCGCCGACGUGCUGCGAACCAAGAAUUACAGGGCUCGCCUUCAGAGUGCCUGCAAAGAGGAUUAUGAUCGCAGUGAUGUAGUUUUCCCCUUGAACUUUUGUGUACUAGCUCUAUACUUUUGUGUAGGCGUUGUUCGCUGGAGAUUUUUCUCAAAAAUGUGAUGGACCGUAUAUUUUCGUCACUGAUUACGCCCAAUGGAAAAUAGAUAUCCUUGGGAUGUCGCGUUUGCGACUAGGUGAAGUAGCUAGAAGAGACCACAUGCUAUAUUGAUUUUCUACAUCUUUGGAUGAUCUUCUACAUUCAUAUUAGUAUUGACGACGGAUUCUCAGGAAUGCGUCGAACUCUUUCCGACGGACUGUUCGGUGACACUGCAUCAUUAUGGACGCGUCGAAAACAUUUGUUAAAACUUCUUUUCAAGUGAGGAUGAGACGAACUGAAGUAGUACUGAUUGUUCAGAAGUGAAAAGUGAUUUCACCCUCCACCAUUUCUAAACCAGCCUCCCCUAGCAAGCGGCAGCCCCGACAAGAUCCCGCCACGGCUCAGUAGCAACGCUGCUGCAGUAUUGUCGCAGGGUAGUCCACAAAAUGCACGCGAGGGCUUCACGGCGAACGCGCCACCAGCUAGUGCCAGUAGCGGAAAUUCCUCGUCAGCAGAGGCUGAGGACGCUCCACGAGAUACGGUCAUAAGAGAGACCUUCAGAUUUCUCGCCAACGGAACUACAGCACAUUACACGACAAUCAUCACGGAGAACGAGACGGAGGACGGCAAAGAAAAAGCGCUCCCACACGUAAGAAGUUUACCUAAAUUUCGAGAUUUGUUAAUAUCUUCUUCACUUGGCCAAAAGUGGUGUUUCUGUUAGAUUAGGUUUCCAUUUCCCCCUACUUGCUAGUUCUAUUUUUUCUUCUCACCGAAAAAAAAAUCGAAAAUUCUACAUAGGCUCGAAGUUCAGCGAGCAGCAGCUCUCUGCUGGAAAAUGAACCUGGUGUUUGCUUCGAAGAUAUGCUCGAAAUGUUCGACGAAAUUUAUGCAGUGAGGCGUAUGGCAAGAGAAAAGCAAUGGAAACGAACUAUAGGAAUCGGAGUAGCGGGAAACGUUGCUGGCCAUAUGGAACAGGCAGGUGAAGCGGAUAAGACUCCCACGAAACAAGAGGAACAGGUAAUAAAUUUUCUAGGUCGUAGUUGCUAUUCUACUAAUGUCGUAUAUCGUCUGAACGAGUUGUCUUCGACUGACUCGAGCGCCUGAUCCCGCUCUGACAUUGGGUCGUUGUGUUUCUCAUGCAGCACAUUAGAAUAAAAAGUGGUUGUCCUGGCCAACUGCUGUUGACAAUAUCUUUGUGGUUCCACACAGGUGAAAACGCCGGCUGCUAUUUUCGCUUUCUAUUUGCCGGACGGGUCGACUCAGCGAGAAAUUCUAGAAACAAAUUCGACUACUGCAACUCGCAGCGUGCUUGAGCGGUUCGGGUUCACGGUGUCGCGACGGAUUCAGACGUUGCGGGACGUCUCUCCAAGAAAAACGUCAACGGAUCCCUCCUUGCGAAAAGCCCGCAUCAGUGCUGACUCGUUGGAUACCAAGCACCCGCAGUCACCAACCUCGUUUCAACCGUUAAGUCUUUUAUCUAAUAAUUUCUUGUCUUCAAGAACUGAGAACUUUGUUGAUUGUUCUUAGGAUAUUCUGAUUCUGUACUACAGGUCACAACUUGUUGUGCAUCUAUGUUCACGGGUUAUAGCGGAGGUCAAUGUCAUCAUGCCUGGAGAAGUGUCAGGGAGCCGUCUUAAGCUCUAAGUCCUGACCGUCGAACAACAGUGGACGCUUUGCAAGACAAGGAAACCGACUCACCGAGGAGCUCCAAAGAGUCACUAGCGAGUUUGGAUCGACAAGAAAGCACCGACAUUACACAUUUAAGGCCAGGGAGUGAGGGAAUGAGUAACGGCUGCCUCUUCUUCUCUGAUCAUUUUGACGACUACGCCAAUGGGCGUUUACUACAUCACGGUUAAUGGACGACGAGAGUUGCACCAGAGAAGCUCCAGCUUUAUUCAAAUUGGUUUUUUUUGUCUUUAAGAAAAAGCCAAAACUUGGACGAUGCCAGGACACGGGAAGACUAUGACGCUUUAGACGCGUUGGACGACGACGACGAGGAGCCCGACAUUCCAGCCCUGGUGAACACGGCGAAAAAAUCAAUUAGCAACUUGGAACGAAUGCUGGAGAGGCAGGAACUGCGAAGAGGCAGUAAGUCUUUGGGAGAGGCGCUAGAACGUCUCACACGCUUUCCUGUCACUAACGCGGUCAUCUCGUAUCCCCACGACGGCGGCAAUGUGCAGGUGCAUGAACAACCUACUCAAUAAGUACUUCAAAGCUGCGAUAUCAUGAAACGGAUUUUUUUGGCUUGUUUUGGAUCAUCUAUUGCAGGACUUCAAAUUCAAAAUUUCAAAAUCAAAACUUCAAGUCUGUUUUCUAGCAACAGCUGCCACGACUAGACACUCAUCGUAGAUGUUAUUUGCAUACUUCCAAUCUUUCUGCUCGCCCGCUCCAGGUCGAACCCGAGGUUGCUUUGUAUUGCGACAUCUGGUACAACACGUCGGGCGAUCCAGUCUACCGUAGUUCUAAAGCGAGUCCCGCUAAGAAGAAACAACGGCCGGUGACAGUAGAACGACUCGUGCCUCGAAAGAUCGCUGCUUUCAACGAUUGCUCUAUUCGUCAACUUGACGGCAGCACGAAGUUGUCCGAAAAGAAGAACUGGGGACACGGAUCCAAACUAUGCUGUUAAUGUUCUGCAUUUUCUCUAUGUAGGAUGAGAUAUUGGAAGCGCACGAAAAUAGAAGUUCGACUACUUUCUUCAUCCUUGUCUUGUUCGCACUCUGUAUAGCAGGUACACGCUAACAUCGAUCAUGAUAAAUCUGACCUCUAAUACCUGGCAUCUCGUUGAAUAGUUUUCGACUGCAGGAUCCGGACAAGGAUUUUUCGCCAGAGGGCUUAGCACAACGCCUGGUUUUGGUAAGCUAUGUCAAACGUGGUUCGCAGAUACACCUCUAUACGCACCCUGCCCCUGCACGGAAUUACCUUCUCUAUUACAAGCCCCUGCUCGCGUGGAUCACGGAACAGAUGAACUUUCAGGGCGACCAAGACAAGUGGGAGGUAGUUAGGUUUUUUUUUGGAAAUACGCGAUACAUAAUUUUUCGAUAAUUGCGGAUCAAGUAAGUUCUACUUAUGCAAAAAGUCAUGAAAACUUUUCAUAAAACAAGGAUGUAAACGAGCUUCUUGAAGCGUCGGAGUACCCGAUGUCGUGCUGGAUCGCAUUGGGCGCUGGAGAAUACACCGAAUGGGGCCAGAAGAAUUUCAUGCGGCCGCAAGACGAGGCAGUAGUGAUUGUAUAUGACGAGGAGUUUUUUCCAGCGGGACCGUCAGAAAUGAAGAUCAGACAACUUUUCGAUGACUAUGGCCACGUCGAGGUCCGCGGCCUCGUGGCACUUCACCAAACCUUCGUCGACGAGUCUCAGUGAAGCAAAAUAUGAACAAUUUUUCCUAUUUUGUGAUGGAAAACGCUUUUGUGCGUCCGCAAAAGAAUUUGUGCAGGGUAGACGGAGAUUUAAAAUGCUGCAGCGGGCAUUAUGGAUGCGCAAUACGUCCAAUCAGGGCAAACUAUUGAAUUUUGUAUUUUUAUUUUUUUGUCAUGAAAUUUUCUAUUUAUAGGUAAAAUCAUCAUCAUCAUCAUCAUUGUUAAAAACAUAGACAGUGACAAUCCAGGCAUGGUACUCAAACAGUGUUGCUUCAUCUCAUACGCCAUCAAAAGCUAAAAGAUAUUCUCGUACACAGGUUCACAAGAUGAAUUAUCAGGCUGCUUUUUCUCGAUUCAUUCAUUUGUCAUACAUAGCACUAGUCGCAAACUUUCAAACACAUCGCAAUGAGACCUAGCUAAUCAUACUCACGAUCUAUCUUAUUUUUUUUUCGCGUAACAGGACUAUUAUUUAGAAGGAGGUUGUUCUUAUCACUCGUACAUGGCUACACGACUCCUCGGGCAGCGUUGCUGCAAAGGGUAUGGAGAUAGCCAUCAGCAUGUUGCCAUAAAUGUACCUUGGAUGUCAAUAUGAUUUUCAUCAAUUUCUAGAACUUCCAUUCUAGUGUCAGACUUUUGGAGCAUCAUUUUUUGUGUACAGAGGCACGCAAUGUACAGUACAGUGAAAAGGAAAGAUUAAGAUGUUUUUACCUAGUUCUAGAAUUUGGAGAAUGAAUUUGGCUAGAUCAUCAUCCGAUCUUAGUUCUUGAAUUCCUCUAUGCCUUUACGGGAUCGUUGACUGGGAUGGCAUUGUCCACUCUUCUCUGACACCGUAAAAGGCAGGGGGCUUAGGGUACGAGGCUAGAACUUCUUAGUACUUAUGCUUAGUACUUAUGUAAUGUACCUGUCAUGGGUAGCGUAUAACACUGUUGUAAAUAUUCUACUAUAUAUAAGAAAAUGUGAAGUGUAAAUACAAUCGACAACAGCUUAGUUGACAUCUUGAGGGGUAAUUUUUAUGCCGUUGGUAGACGGUAUUACUGCUCGGGUAAUUUGCAUCAAAACUAAAGUUCAGCUCGUGGAAGGCGCGUUGGGAUUCGCGCUUGGCCUAAUAGUGUACAGAAGAUGUGCUCCGUUAUACAGGGACGCACGCCCCCCCUGUAUAUGGUAGUUCAUCAGCGGACUAGGUGACAAUAUUUCCCUGACUGACUGCUCGGAGGGUGUAGGUUCUCCCUGUGGGCGGCGAAUAAUUUCCUAUCCUAUUGUUCUAUUGGUCAUUGCCAACACGUCAGCGCCGCCUUCUUAUUGAGCAAGAGCAGCCGCGUGCGAGGAUAUCUUGGUGUGCGUGCUGUACCAAUGUCACGCUGACACUAGUAGCCAGUACAACCACAAAUGGUUCGAGCUAAUGAUGUAAAGAAUCCUUUCAGCAUGAAUGCUAAUCGAGGAUCGAGCCAGCAACAAGCACAGGUUGCUGAAAAUGGGCUGCGGGAGAGCAGCAGCAACACAAGGG